AUGAAUGGUUUAUUAGUUAAAAAAAGAAGUGACAAGACACAUACAUUUCCGAAACCACCUCCAGGGUUGAAUAUUGUUUCAGGGACUAGGACUGCUUCUAGUGGUUCUUUAAAUUCAGUGUCUAGCAAAAUAAAGAUUACUACAGCCAUCACUAAUAAUAAUAACAAAACCAUAAGCUCUAUAAGAAGACCUUCUGAUAAUUUACUGCAACAAAUGUUAAAUGAAGCGGAUGUAGAAGAUGAAGUGGAAGUAGAAGAAGAAAAAGAAGAAGAGGGAAAAAGAAUAAACGAAACACCCUCUGAUUCAAGCACUAUCCGUACUAUUACUAUUAACAAUACGGCAGGAAAAGGACAAUCUGGAACUAUUACUAGCGACAAUACUAAGAGGAACACGCAAUCAAGCAACGGCACAACAAAUACUACUACCAGUGAAGAAGAUACUGAUGUUAUUGAUGAUGACGAUGAUGUGGAUGUUGAUGUAUUAAAAGCUCGUGCUAAUGAAAAUGGGUCUCCUUUAUCUAGUAACAUAUCAGAUACAGAUUUUGAUAGUAACACUAAAGAUAUAACAAGUGUUGUGUCCUCACAUCAAUUGACAUUUGGUUCUACUAUCAAAGCUGCUACUAUUAACACUACUGAAAAAUAUACAAAAGAUCGGGAAAAUGAAGAAGAAACAGAAGAAGAAGAAGAAGAAGAAGUACAAGAAAUGGACGAGAUUAUUAAUAGUUUGGAGGAUGUUAGUAGUGGUAUUGAAAGACAAAGAUCCUUUAUUUCCUCGUCUGGCUCAUCUUCCAGAAGUAACAGUAUUUCAAGCGCCAAUAAUGCAUUUAUCACCAGGGGUAUCAUUAAAGGAAGUAUACAAGAAGAAGAAGAAGAAGAAAUGCUAUACAAUGGCGGCAGCAAUCCGAUAUCACAGAAGUAUAUUUUUAAAAAUGCUACCACUAUUGGACUAAAUAAAGUGUUUAAUAAUGGCAAUGUUAAUAAUAUCAGUAACGUUUUAACUAGUCCACUUAAAUCACACGGUGCUAGCAAAAAUACUGACAAUAGUAAUAGCACUUUGACAUUUCUUAACGGCGGUGGCACUGGUAAGUAUAAGAAUGGUAAUGCAUCCUACUAUUAUGCAAAUGGCACAGUUAGCGGUGGCACGCCGAUUCACACUACCGAUAUAGGUAAUGCUGUUGCUGGUAUUACCAAUACUUCGAAUGCCAACAUUACAUUAACGAGAAAUAUGAUGAUUAGUUCGUCGCCUGGAAUUUCCAAUACUUCUGUAGGACAUCGUAACAAAUUAGCGUAUGCUAAUAAAUUUGCCUCAAAAAGUACUCCAGCGAUUUUAAAUUUAAAUGCUGAAGAGCCUAAUAACAGUGUCUCAUAUACAAACAAUGACAUGCCAUUUUCGAACCAUACUCAAUUUUUAACCCCAUCACAAAGAUUGAGGAUGAGAAGACAGAAAUCGGUUAAAAGUACUAUAAGGUAUAGAGAAAGAUAUUACGAGCAUCAAGAAAAACUGGACAUUAUGAACAACUAUGAAAAUUCAAGUGAAUAUAUGCAUUUUACUCCUAACCCAAGAGCCAAUAAAAUCAAGAGCACGGCUACUACUACUACUACUACUACUAACAAUAAUGGUAAUACCAAUACGACUAGCACCAAAAAUUCAAAAACACAUAAUAUAAUGAAAUUAAGUAAUAAUUCUACGACUACUGAUUUUGAAAUUUGGAAUGUUCCAAUAGCUGCAUCUAGUACAAGCACUUUUUUAACUACCAUGAAUACAAGUAUCAAUGGUAAGAAUAACAGUGCAAGCAAUAAUAGGAAAACAAAAAGUUUAUCUUCUUCCUCAAAUGCUACAACUUCUAUUAGCGGUUUUCCCGCAACUACUGCUACUACUACUAGUAGUAGUAGUAAGAAUUUAUCAUCUACUCACAUUCAAACGUCACCAUUGGCAACACCGCAGUUACCGGUAUCACAAAAUUUGGAUUAUAAUUGCAUGCAACCAUCCCCUAUACCUGGUGUAACUAAGAAGGGAAGAGAACUAAAUGAUUUUUUCCAAAAAACCACAAAUAAUUUAACGCAAAUAUAUGAAGCAUCAAGUAAAAAUUAUGGUGCUUCGCAAUUACAAAAAAGGAAAAUUUUUGCUGAAUCAUUACCAUUGUCGUUAAAAAAUGCCAGCGAUGAGGGAUUUGAGGACUUGACCUUAGUUAGUGAAGAUAAAUUGCAAUAUAUAAGUAAUUCUAGGCCUAUGUGGCUACCACCCAAGGAUGUAAGUGAAAAAACCAAGCAUGAUAGAUUCAUUGGUGAUGCUAUAAAUACAGCAAGUGUUGAGCAAAUGAAUCGCUCUAAUAACUUACAGAAACAGUUAAUUAUGUUGGGUAAAAAUCAGAAAAGGCUAGAUGAUAUAUUGUCCAAGGGUAUCUUAACCAAGCAACACUAUUUGGUUGAGUUAAGAAGUAUGUGUUGGGAGAGCCGCGGCUUAUUUUUUUCAAAUAAGGGCAAAAAAAACAAUAUGUUGAAGACAUAUAAUACUUUGUUAUUGAAUGAUGUUAUCCAACUUUUGGAGAGAUAUCAACCUUUUGAAAAAUUUACUAAUAAUGAUGAUCCACAAAUGUUGAAAGAUUAUCCACCGACUAAAACUAGUGAAAUUAUAAGAUUAAUUCAAAACAACAUACCCAAGUAUAAUAACAGCAAUGGUAACACUUCGAUUCCACGAAAUCUAUUGAAAUUGUUGCAAUAUAAAAGUUUUACUAUAGAAGGGAUUUUACCUGGUGAUAUUGUAUUGUUUAAUCAUUUUCUUUAUUUAUUUGAUGAUGGUGAUAGUGGUACUGCUGAUAAUACUGCUCAAGAAAAGAACAACUUGGCUACGAUUUGGAAUAUAACAUGUUUAUUGCAAUCCACUGUGUUUAACAAUAGUAAUGUUAAAUUAAAAUUUGAAGAGAAGAUAGUUGCACCUUCAACUAGUGGGAAUGUGAUUUAUAGGUAUUUAUCGAAGGAAGCAAGUUUUUCCAAAGAGUUCAAUUCGAAUGUCUUAAACUGGGACAAUUUGUGGGUUAUAUUUGGUAGGAUUUCGCAUGAUUUGUUACAAUGGUGUCUAGAUAUAAUUGUUGUUAAUAAUACGGCUGUUUUCUAUAAGGCUGAUCAUUCGUAUUAUGUUGAUAAAUUGCGUAAGAAAUUAGAAAGUAGCACGCAUGGAUAUAAUAAGUACGAAAAAUUGUGGGAAUAUUGGAAUACUAAAUAUAUGGUUAAUAAUUAUAAAAUUUUGUUGAGUUUGGUUUUAAAUGUUUUAUUGAAUUAUCAUUUUGGAUUCAAUGAUUUUAAUGAUUUGAGGGAAAACAUGGAUAGUAAAUUUAUGAUUAUUGGUGGUAGUAAUGGUAAUCUUGGCUUUGACGAUGAUGAACUUUUAUUAGAAGCUGGGUUUAUUAAGAAAUGGUUGUAUUAUUAUAAAAAAUUUUAA
Saccharomycodes ludwigii is the source of this 3438-nucleotide messenger RNA. RefSeq lists its product as uncharacterized. NCBI's taxonomy places the organism in Eukaryota, Fungi, Ascomycota, Saccharomycetes, Saccharomycodales, Saccharomycodaceae. Gene Ontology annotation, biological process: fungal-type cell wall organization. The transcript has a single exon. Bases 1 to 3438 code for a protein of 1145 amino acids. The record is from RefSeq and is a predicted model, not a curated record.